Molecule: messenger RNA, 1611 nt
Organism: Paramacrobiotus metropolitanus
Lineage: Eukaryota; Metazoa; Tardigrada; Eutardigrada; Parachela; Macrobiotidae
Product: CD109 antigen-like
Exons: 7
Coding region: 1-1611 (536 amino acids)
Cellular component (GO): extracellular region
Molecular function (GO): endopeptidase inhibitor activity
Source: RefSeq, a predicted model, not a curated record
AUGGCGCUGUCCGUUGCCGAUCCACAAGUCAAGGUUGAGGUAUAUAGCAAUAGCUGCCCGCGGUAUGUUGAGCCACGCAAAGACUUGAGCGUUUACGCCAGCACAGAUCCGUCGGCAUUUGUGGCGUUUCUUGCGAUGGACGACAACCUGACGCGUUUGCGGUUAUCCCACGAUAUAACGUUUGAUAUUUUAAAGAUGUUCCGGCCGUUUUUCGUCAUGUUGAACCUGCCGUUCAGCGUGGUCCGCUUGGAGAACCUCACUGCGGAAGCGGUCAUCUUCAAUUACAAAUCGCGUUUCACUCUCAAAACCGUUCUAAUCGAUCUGCGCAACGCGACCACGUUUGAUACGGUUCUGUCGCUGCCGGUUGAUCCACCUGGGAAGGUCGUCGGAUCCGAUAAAGUAACGAUAAACGUUGUUGGUGACAUUCUCGGUGUGGCGAUGCGCAAUCUGGACAAACUCAUCCAACUGCCGCUCGGGUGCGGUGAAAAUAAUUUGGCACUGAUGGCGCCCAGUGUGACAGUGUGGAAAUAUCUGCAAAAGGUCGGUAAACUAUCCACUUUGAAACGCGAAGAGUUGACGAAAAAUAUUCGGAUGGGGCACCAACGAGCUCUGAUCUAUCAGCAUCCGGAUUCUUCCUUCGGCGCCUGGGCCAGAACGCAGCCAAACGGCUCAUUCUAUGCCUGGUCAGCUUCCGAUGAAAACGGCUCGACAUGGCUAACGGCGCAUCUUGCCAGAGUUUUUGCGGAGGCGUCCGCAUUGGUUCCUGAUGUCGAUGAAACGGUGAUGCACAAGAUGGUCGCUGACCUUAUUGGUCAGCAGAGAGACGAUGGCUCUUUCGAGGAGACCGCACAAAUUUUAGAUAAACGCGUUCAGGAUGGAGAGUUUAAAGAUGUCUCGUUGACGGGAUUAUGUGUUCUCGCGUUCUUACAGUAUAACAGUACAGGGAAAGCUAACUUGGACAACCUGGACGAAGCCAUGCGAAAAGCCGUUACGUAUCUAGAAUCGCAGCUGGAUAAGUUGGGAAACGAUUCGUUUGCGUUGGUACUGGCAGCGUAUGCAUUGGCUAAGGCGAACAGUCCGAGGAAGCUGGAUGCACUGGCUCUGCUGAGUGAACACAUGGUGGCAGAGACUUCGACCAUUAACUGGACAACCGGAAGCAGUGGAGAUCUGGAUGCGGGAACAACUGAAGCAAAAGAUGUGGAAGCUUCAUCGUACGCUCUGCUGGCAUUCAUCGCCAAUGGAAAGCUCAAUACCGCGGCGAAAAUUGCGGCUUGGUUGGUAUCACAACAAAAUGCACAGGGCGGAUUUACCACCACGGCGGAUACCGUGGUGGCGCUGCAAGCUUUAGCGGAGUUUGCGUAUGGCGGCGUCGAGAUCGACACGCUAUCCGGUUAUCAGUUUGAUGCACGAGAAGUUUAUGAGCUUCCGAAAACCGUAGAGCAGCUGCGUAAGGCUGAGCUGAAAAACAAGGACAGCAAGCUGAAUUGGUACUUCGACGAGAUAACCAUGCCAGGCAAGUGCUUCCGCCUGACAAUGUACCGAAUUCACAAAGUGGACAACCUCCAGAAUCAGGCCGUUGGGGUGUAUGAUUAUUACAACCCAAAAGAUUGA